This is a messenger RNA of Pseudoliparis swirei, 3474 nucleotides long. Its product is annotated as thymocyte selection-associated high mobility group box protein TOX-like. Gene Ontology annotation, molecular function: chromatin DNA binding. Gene Ontology annotation, biological process: regulation of transcription by RNA polymerase II. Bases 468 to 1862 code for a protein of 464 amino acids. The transcript has 9 exons. The record is from RefSeq and is a predicted model, not a curated record. NCBI's taxonomy places the organism in Eukaryota, Metazoa, Chordata, Actinopteri, Perciformes, Liparidae. Gene Ontology annotation, cellular component: nucleus.
AAGUCCGACCACUUCUGUACUGGAACCAAUGCAAGAAUAUGCACCACCAUAACAAAGCCUGUAUGGAGUCCUGAGAGCAGAGGCUGACAAUUUAUGGGCUGCUGUUCAGCCGUAGAACAAGAUCCAAACAGAGAGGACCAAAGUUAGAGGUUUUGCUUUUAUUAGUUGUGGAACAACGGGAUAGUUUUGCCAACACGUGUGUAUCCAAAACAUUUGUGCUCUCCGUGUUGAGUGAGUGAGCGUUUCGCAUCCUGGUGCGAGGCUCCGAGGAGGACUGCGCAUCACCAGAGUUGGUGCCGAAGUUCGGCCGCGAACGGUUGUGAGGGAAGAGUGUAGGCUACCGAGUGAAACUCCCCCACUUCUUUCUUUCUUUUUGUCCCUCCUGCUCCGGCGUUGUGUUUGCUGAGACGAUAGUGAGUCAAAGACGCUGCAAGUGAUUUCAUGCCUUCAGUCUCGCACAACCUGAGAUGGACGUGAGAUUUUAUCCUGCUCCCCCGGCAAAUGUGGGUUCAUGCUCCCUACCGACUGAUCCAAGUUGUCUGAGCUCCUUGGACUAUUACCACUCGAACAAGGCCCGAUACACUGUGGGUGAACGAGGGGUUAGGCUCCACACUGCCCACCCUCCAGGCAUCAAUCCAGCUAGGAAAAGACUGCCCACUGCUGUGUUUGAUGGUGACAACAUGUACUUGAAUGACAAUAACCAAGAGUUUCGGUCACCAAAUCAGAGCUACUCCAGUCAUGGAAGAAGCAGCAGUGGCGGAGGAGCAGGGGAUGAAGACUACGAGAUCCCCCCUAUCACACCCCCCAACCACGCCGACCCUUCUCUGCUGCACCUUAUGGAGCACGAAUCCGGUUACCCUUUCCACUCCCUGCCUCACAAUGGCCUGCUCAACACCUACUCCUACCCCGAGCUGCCCGCCCUCAUGAUGUCCAACAUGCUAGGUCAGGACACCCACCUCCUCUCUGGGCCCAUGCACUCGAUAAACAGUGAGAAGCGGGCCGCCGCAGAAAUGAUGAAGCCCAAACCCAAACCUCAAAAGAAGAAGAAGAAGAAGGACCCCAACGAGCCACAGAAACCUGUGUCUGCCUAUGCUCUUUUCUUCAGAGACACCCAGGCGGCCAUCAAGGGACAAAAUCCCAAUGCCACCUUUGGGGACGUCUCCAAGAUUGUGGCCUCAAUGUGGGACAGCCUUGGAGAGGAACAGAAGCAGGGGUACAAGAGGAAAACCGAGGCGGCUAAGAAAGAGUACCUGAAAGCUUUGGCCGCGUACCGAGCCAGUCUGGUUUCCAAGACAUACAAUGACCCUGAACCAAAAAGUGCCCAGCAGACCAGCCAGUCCUCCCACAUGCUGCCCCCGAAGCAGCCCCUGUACAGCGUGCCCCCCCAGCCCUCCUCACCCUACCUGGGCCAGCCAGGCUCCUUCCCCCUGUCAGACCUCCAGAGCUACGCAGGGCCGCCCCGCCACACCCUGGCCCAGACCCUCAGCCAGUCCCAAAUGCUGCCACCCAGCAUGAGUGCCUCUCCCCCAUCUCCCUUCCAGAUCAGCCCACCCCUGCACCCCCACGCCCAACUCUCCCUGCAUCAGAGCUCCCUGCUCAACCAGCCAAUCCGCAUGCAGCAGUCACAGCCAAUCAUCUCACACCAAAUGGGGCUGCAUUCCCCUCCUCUGAGCCAACAGGGAUUCUCCCAUAUUCAGGCUGAUUACCAGAACAGUGUCGGGGGCUCACAGUCUCCAGGGGCCCCUAACCCGGGGCAUGGCCAGAACCCUGACUGGGACAGCGAGUACUGCAACAGGGACUGUGGACCCAACCACUGCAGCAGUGGCAUGGGAGCCCGGGACAAGCCUCUCUACCUCACUUGAAGUUGAAAGACCUCCAAAUGUCAGACUCCAGGGAGCUUUCCACCAUAACAACAACUUCAUCGAUGUAUCUGCUUUUACACCUUCUUCUUUUUUGUGACGGUUCCGAAAAUCCCAAAGACUGCUACAGUAACUUCACCUAUUUGCCAAGCACUUAGAUCGGCCAGAAGCCUGAGGCACUUCUCUUGCUUUUUUCCUUAUUAGUGAACUUUUCACUUUUCUGCGGGGGCAGCGAGCUUUAAGCUCAUGCCAACAUACUGGAAAUGAAGACCAAAAAAAUAAAAAGUCUUCUCAUUCUUUUUUGAUUUUUUAAAAAGAUGCUCUCUCUCCUCUUCACUCCAUUACUCUGUGUUUGCCAUGGAUUGCCCUCAUCGGGGAGAAGAAAUGCUCUAAGCAUCCUAAAAGUGUAUGGGUUUUGGGUAGAAAAGCUAAUGCAGGAAACUAGAAUAUAGUCACCUCAGCAGGGGUGGAUGUACUUCAGGACAUACUGAAACACCCCAACUGAGUAAAAGCAAAUUGACAUUUUAAAGAACACAUACACUUUAGACGUUUGUAAAUCAUCCUCGCCCCUCGUAAAGGACUCCCUCUUUUCCUUUUCGUUCUCACAGAGUGAUUGUAAAUAUCACCACAAUGGAUCCCUCUUAUGUGUGUAUUUAGCUGUAGUCCCUUACUUUCUUUUUAAAAAAAACAUUAUUUUCGUUUGGCUAUGUAGUUUUUGGGCGGGCGGAUUCAGAGAGGGGAUAAACGCACUAAAAGUUGUGUUGAAACUCUGCUCACUGGUCUUGUUUCUCUCCAAAUGAGAGAGAAAUGCAAAGACUGUAAAACACUCCAUUUCCUCCUCAACUGCUCUGAUAGAGUGUCCCUCUCUUCUCAUGGCCUCAGGAUGUUACAGAACUGUAGAGGUCAAAGGUUGAUACCUCUCCUUUUAGCUCCUUCUCCUUUUGGUCAAUAAGGACCGCCCCCACCUGUAACCCCGCUCACCUUUCCUUAGACCUGACACCACUUGUACAGGUGAAUUAAAAAAAAGUUGCUAAAUGUGAAAUGUUACUAAAGAAAAAAAACAUAACAGUGGGUUUUAAAGUUUUUGACUAGUUUUAUUAGGUGUUUUAGAAUUGUGUUAAACUCAUCUUUAUCAUUUUUUGUGAAGAAAAAUAAUUCUAAAGAUAUUUUGUUUUUUCACUGUUGCAGGAUUUUAUUGCAUUUUGGAGGAAGAGUCAUGGGGAUAGAUAUUUUAAGUUUGUGUAUGAACCUGCCAAAUGUACUUCUUUAAUUUGUAAAGCCGGUGAUGAGAGAACCCAUUUUGUUUUGUUGAAUAUCAUAUGUUUCACAAUAUGGUCAUUCUAUUUAAUUUGGUUGCAGGUUUCUCAUCUAUUUAUGAAUGAUAUGAAGUAACAUGUUGGCUUAUUUUCAUCAGGGUGCAUUAUUAUUAUUAUCAUUAUUAUUAUUAUUAUUAUUAUUAUAUUAUUGAUCAAACAACAUUAUUAUUAGAAUAAUAAAUAUGUUUUCAGACAUUGUUGUUGGUGCAAUACCAGUGUACCAGCAUUAGAUUCAUUUUGUGUCACAAUUACUUCUUUUGUUUUCUUUUGUCUGUAAUAAAAUGUUUAAAGUGGAGAAA